This is a messenger RNA of Drosophila albomicans, 2445 nucleotides long. RefSeq names its product transient receptor potential cation channel protein painless-like. The record is from RefSeq and is a predicted model, not a curated record. Gene Ontology annotation, molecular function: protein binding. Bases 66 to 2435 code for a protein of 789 amino acids. NCBI's taxonomy places the organism in Eukaryota, Metazoa, Arthropoda, Insecta, Diptera, Drosophilidae. The transcript is spliced from 3 exons.
AGUGCCAUUGUUACAAUACAAAAAAAUAUUAUUUAGUUCCUUUUGAGCAAUUGUAGCACACGAUCAUGGAUCUCCAGCUUGAAUUAUCCAGGGCCUUACAAAAUCGAGAUCUGAACACUUUCAAAGGAGCUCUAAAUCUACAUGCUAAUCCCAAUCAGCCCGAUGGCUCUAACAUUACAAUCUUUGAAAAGGCGUUGGCCACCGCAGGCUGUGGAGAAUAUAUUAAGCUUUGUCUUCAAUAUGGUUGCAGUGGAAAUUAUAUUAAUACAAAAAAUAAAGCUGCUUUAAAUUUUGCCAGCGAUUCGCGAGAUAGUGGAAAUCUUAAAGUGAUACUUGACCAAACAACAGUUCAUUUAAACAACAAAUACAAUGGCCUGACGCCAAUAAAUUCCUUGGCAAAAAACUUGACAGCUGAAAAUGCCAACGAGGUAACAAAGUGCAUAAGGUUACUCUUGGAGAAGGGCGCGUGUCCAAACAUUGCGGAUAAUGUGGAAAUGAGACCCUUGAACUACGUGAUCAUCAAGAAAAUCGAGCCCAGCAUAAAGCAAGAACUUGUCGACUUAUUCUUUCAUCGAGUUGACAUCUAUUUAGAUGAAGAGCUGUGUGCUCGUUUGUUGCAGUGGAAUCCACAACUCAAUCUGCCCACGGCAUCGAGUCCUUCGAACGAAGUUAAUAAGGAACAGUUGCUGAGAGCUUUACGCACUGGGAAUGAGGGGCAAUUUUGCCAAUGGCUCGGCAAUUAUAAGGGAGAUUGUAUCCAUUUGUACGAGGAGUGCAUUACGAAUGGUCACCAUACAGCCCUCGAUUCGCUGCUGCAACACUAUCCCACAAAGGAUAGGCAAAUAUUCGUGGAAUUUGCAAUUGCGUAUGGCAAUUGGUAUGCUCUGGACAAGCUGCUGCAGAACUGGCAAAUGCCCAAGAAUAUGGAUGUGCUUAGCUCUCUUGUCUGCAGAUUGGACGAGAGACCGCAAAAGAGUUUUAGUGACUUUGUCAAAUGCUUUGACAUUCUGCUGGGCAGUGGCCAAGUGAAUUUGAAUAUACAGGAUAAGAGUGGUAGAACCCCACUGCACUAUGCUACAAUAUACAAUCAUGAGUACGCUGUGCAGCAGCUGCUACUCCAUGGGGCUAGCCUCAACAUUGACAGUGUGUUCACAGAGUUGGCCAUCGAUACCAUUGAGCCCGAGCUGCUGGAGGAACACUUUGAUAACUGCAUCACAUCGAAUGGCAAAAGUCGGGCUGCUGGGGACUUUGAGGUGACGUUUAACUUCAAAACUUUUAAGAUUCCCGAUGAUAUGAAGUUUUCGCGGAAAUCGCAUUCCAGUGAAAUGAGAGCGAUUCGCGCUAUUGGCGAAUCGAAGACGCAUCGUCAUCUUCUUAAUCAUCCGUUGAUUACGUCACUCAUAGUGUGUUUUAAAUGGCAAAACAUUUCAAAACAACAUUACUUUUACUUUAUGAUGUCAGUGGCCUUGUAUCUAUUGAUGUCACUCAACAUAAUUUUUAUAUAUACCCCUGAAGUCCCUGGAACACUUAAGUUUACCUUUAUGGCAUUAUCCUGGUGCAGUAUUGCAUAUUUGAUAACUGUCGAGAUGGCUAUGUUUGUACUACUCGGAUUUAAGCAGCAUUUCAAGAGAUGGAGAUGGAUUAAUGCAAGUCUCGUCGUGCUCGCAGCGUGCAGCAACAUUCUUGCUGAUCCCAAUUCGAGUCUUGGCACUGCACGCAUCUUUGCAGCAUUUACAAUUGUUUUGAUUGCCAUUAGAUUGACCGCUCUUAUUGGAUCAUUGCCCGCAAACUUUCUCUCUCUGUAUGUUCUCAUGCUUUGGGAAGUGUGUUAUACAUUCAUGAAAAGCUGGUUACCAUAUUCAAUAUUGGUGAUUGCCUUCGGAUUAUCCUUUUAUCUGCUCGACGUUCUAAAUUCAUCGGAUACGAGCAUCGCUGGCGCUGUCAUAAAGACGAUCGUCAUGUCAACCGGAGAAUUUGAAGAAAGCAGUAUAAAGUUUAAAGGAUUAUUCUUCGCUCGUCUAUUCUUUAUCGCAUUCGUAUUGUUCAUUGCAAUUGUGUUGAUGAAUCUGUUGUCUGCUUUGGCAUUCAGUGAUAUUCAGGCUAUCCAAGCUGCUGCUGAAGUUUAUAGUCUUAAUUCCCUUGUUGAUUUGCUGAUGUUCUAUGACAUGUGCCUCGAUAAAUAUAAAUUUUUAAAGAAGUUUUUAAAAUCUACUGAAAUUCCAGAGCUGGCAUUUGCAUAUCCAAACAAUGAACAAAUUGAAAUAACGCCCACAAAUAAUGUCGAAAUGGAACCCCUUAUUAACGCCAACGCUACAACUGAAAAUAGUAUAAAUAUACCUCCAGCACGUGUUAUUAUAAACUUGAGCAAAGUGACGGUCAAACGAAUCCAUCAAUUAAUGGAGAAGCGAUCAAAAAGAAAGAGCAACUGUUUAUAAAUUAACAAAA